AUGGCGGAUGUUUAUCGCGCAGAAACCCAGGUAGGUUUUCUAGUAUCUCUUUCCCCCGUAAGAGGUGAAUUUGGUAGACUUUUAGGGGUAGUUCAUCCGUAGGGGUACUCAGUGGAGUAGUACGCGGAGUAGUCCGUAAUCUCACCCCUAUUAGAUCCAGUACUCCACUGCCACGGCACAGGCUAACCAGGUUUUCAUAGUGAUGUAGUCAUUCCUAUAUUUUACAUUUCGUGAAGGUAUGCUCGUGACACUAUCAAAUAUGUAUCGUGUUGGUUAUGACUUUCCAAGGACAUUGUAACACCAGUUAUAUCGUAGAUUUUAUCGUAGAAUUGACAUGAAUCCUACAAAGCCAACGGUAAGUUUGUGUAAAUCUUAAUGCUUCGAACGUAGUCACUCACUGUUAAAUUCGAAAAUGUUGCAAGCAUAAUAAUACGAUAUCGAUUUUCCCUUCGACAGCUUUUUUGGUUGUGUUUCUCUUUAAGUUUACGGCAGAUUAAAUUGAACUUGAACCUGUGGCGCAAAGAGUUGACCAUGAUAACAGUGGUCGAAAUACUCGUCUUUACAUGAUAUGAUGAGCAUAGAUUUAACACUUCCAUCCUCUAUUGUCUUAUAUUUUGUGAAAAGUACAUUUAAACGGUCAAUGUAGUUUUCUAGCUCCUUGCUCUGAUCCUUGCUCUUACUGAGCUUCAUCUCUUUUCCGUCUUCAAAAUUAGUAACUGCACUCUCAAUAUCAGACUUCCUAGUUGAAGUGUUCCUGUUUGUGGCUGAUUUGUUUAUUUUUUAUGUUAUUAACUCCGGUUUAAUUUAAUUUUUCAGAAAGAGGGAGAGCUUAAAAAGUACAAGAACGUAUGGUCUGGGUGGGGGAAAAGAUAUUUUAAAUUAGAAAGAAUGUAUCUGCAUUACUUUGAGUCCAAAGAUGUGAGUAUGUUUGCAAAUGACAAGUAUCCAUUAUACAAAUUGAGUACUUGUUGUCAUUUCAAUCCUUUAUUGUUCUAUUGAAUUGAAAUACAUGAAAUGAAUCAUAUUUUGAACUGUGGAUAAAGAUUUAAAGGUGAACACGAUCUUCGCUGUAGAAUGAACAACCUUAAAGUGGCUAAAAAUCCUGAAAAAAUUCAGGCUUGACCUACUGCUUUUCAGGUUCUUUUUCAUUCUAUUGCAAAGAUCACGUCCACUUUCAUACUUGUUCCCUUGUCAUCCCAGGUAAAAACCAGAUCUCACUUUGUGAUCAUAUACACAAUAGUCUAAUGAAAUUGUUUACCACUCUACAUAAAAAAUAAUUGUAAGUAAUAUUAUUGCUAUUUGUUAUGUGGCUGCAUGGCUACUAAUAACAAGCAGGCAAGAUGAAAUGAAUGCUAUACUCUGAUUGGCUGGUCAAGUGUGCAUUACAGACCUAUCUUGCCUGCUCAGGAUUUUUGGAAAAAACCUUGAAUCCUUCUUGUUCCUGCUAGCUGACCGCCAUGUCCUUUUACUCCGACUUGGUUUCUACAAGGACAUCUUUCUUGGGUGUAUACUAAGUAAUAUUAGUUGUCUUAGAUGAUAAAAAUGCAAUUUAGAACACAGUCAAUAUCAGGGCUUCUGAUAUUUUGGGUGGCCGCGGAGCUGCAAAAUUCAGGUAAAUCCGCGAAAUCCCGCGAAAUUCGCAAAAACAUGCAAAAUACCGUGAAAUUCGGUAGAAAUCUUAUUAAAUACAUGUCUGUACAGCAAUUUUGAAAGCUACUGGGGGUAUUUACUUGCCAUGAACUCGCAAAUUUAUGUCAAAACUUUGUCACUGAAAUGUGCAAACAAUGUUCCGUAACUACCAGGCGUAGAUUAUAUUGCAAAAAACUGGGCACUAGCCAUGAUGUGAAAGGCUUCGCCAUUGGUUCAUUUCUGGAGCGUAUUGUUGUUGGAAGAGCAAAUGAUGACCUCUGUUAGAAAAUCAUUAAAAACGCUGGUCUGAUCAGAGCAAAACUGAUCGAUUUCUAGCAAAAUUUGCCCUGAAAAUAACCCUAAAAUCCGUCGUUUUUUUACCGAUUGCUUUCGAGCCAAUGCAAGUUUACCCCGAAAAUUCGCGCGAAAUUCCUGUGAAAGCAGGUGAUUUUUCCACGAUUUUGUCCCAAAAAUCCCGCAAAAUUUGACUUUUUUUUCCGCGACCUAUCAGAAGCCCUGUCAAUAGUCACUGACCUUGACUGAAUGACCUUGGUUGACAAAAUUCCCCAUCAGAGAGUUUAGUCUGGCUGCAUGGUAACUGGCUAGAUUUGUUACCCACAACAGUAACAGGCCUAGCAAUCUUCCUAGAAAACUCUGUAGAAAGGGAAACAUGUAAACAAAACUCAAGACAGAGACUUGUGAGAAAAGAAAAAUAUUUUCAGAACAGUCUCUUUGCCACCCUUUUUUUAUGGCCUGCAACAGCUUUACAGAUCAGGGUAAAUGUCUUAGCAUUCAAGGUUUGUAAUUAAACUAAGAGCAAAUAAUGUAAUGAUUCAUAUUUUUUGGAGGAGAAGAUGACAGUGGUGUAGGAGUAGAGGAGUGAGUGGCAAGAGUGCUUACUAAGAACUCAGCUCUGAUUGGAUCUACUACUUGUACACUGUACACUGUACAUGUUGCACACACAAUAAUAUUUAAGUGGAGUGAUGUUUUACAGUGAGUUAUUUUGUGAUUUUUAACCAGGCUCCUACUCCUGUCGCCACAGUUACAAGGGGAGACAUUGCCUCUGUUAAACCAUCGAGUACAUUCCAAGACAAGAGAAAUGUCUUUGAAGUUCAUACAAAGUCAGGAUUAGUUUGGUAUCUUCAAUCAACUUCACCUGUAAGUUAGCUAAUAUGUAAUGCUUGGGAAAUUCAUGGAAAAUAUGUCUCAAUAGUGAAUAGACCUUUUCCACAUUGCACUCCAGUAGGUGUAGGUGUAUGUAAGGAAAAAGGUCAAGGUCCGGGUGGGCAGUGUCAUAAGUUGAUGCCUUUAUUCUUAGGGAAAAUUUUAUGGGAAAGUUCAGUUGUGAUGCAGUAUAUUUUAUUCAACCUGUUCCAAGAGUUUAGUUAGUGGGAAGUCACUGGCGUAAGGAUGAGAGCUAAAUGAAUGAAAUAAUGAAAAAGAGGGGGAAGAGAAGGGAACCCUCUCUCCCUUGUUCCCAAGAGAGAACAAUCAUAGAAAGGUUUUUCAUAAUGAUACAUUCCACCUAGUUACAAUAGAUAAAAAGCUUCGCCUACAUUACAACACUCUCAACACUCCACUUAAGGUAAUUCUUACACUUCAUCGUUGCUUAGUAACCUCUCAUGUGCACUCAGUGGUUGCCCAUUGUGUGUUUACCAUUUUUGAAACUUCAUUUUCUUCUCUUGAAGGCUCUUGUUUGUGUACAAGCAAUGUCAUCUGUUAGGAUUGGGGUAGAGAGUGACUUUAAUAAAAUUAUGCCUAAAUUGCUCAUCCAAGCUUCCACUUUUUCUGCAGGAGGAAAUGUUAUCUUGGAUGAAGGCUUUAAUGCCAAGUUAUGUGGAGUCCACAUUUGAAAAUGUUUCUCCGCAGGUAUGUUACUGUACUUGCACCAAUUUUAUUAGCAGUGAAUAUGUAUACCAGCGCUAAUCCAGAAAACGUAAAGAUUUAUUUGAUAGGAUGAUCAGAAAAAUUUUUGAUGAAAUGAGCUAUCUAAUUAAAACGUGUCUCCUGCCCGGUUAGAUCAGUCGGUAGAGUGCUGGUCUGCUGAGUGGGAGGUCAUGGGUUCAAACCCCGACCAGACCGACAAUCAGGGUCUUUAAUAAAAAAACUGGUGAGAUCAUGCUGCCUGUGAUUUAGGAGCUUGACUCAGUUAAGAUGAUCACGUCAUUCAGUGGUGACAUUAAGCCAUUGGUAUUGUCUGCUUUAUCCUUUCAUAAGUCAAAUCCAAAUGGACGUAAAAGAACCCACACUACUGUUCAAAAAGAGUAGGGGAAGUUUCUAUGGUGGUGUGUUCUACCUUUCAUGCAUCACAAGUCAUUCAUAUCUUGGGUUAUGGGUGGGUUACAGAAAGCUCAUAAAUGGACUGAUAGUGGCUGCCAGUGGCACCCUUGUUUGCUGAGGUCCGUGCUUACUGUUGACAUGUUUCAUACGUAAUGUAAAGAGGUCAUGUCUUGUUGCCCUUUAAUCCAAGACAUUACGUACACUACAUGAUUAAGAUUCUUUUUUCAGUUGACAACUACGUUUGUACAGUACACAACAGUACAGUACACUCCAUCCGUGAGUCCCAUGUGAAUCUUCGGCAGAUCCCAGGGACCUUACUUACUGCAAUAUGUUUGAAUUUUUUAGUAACUUCAGUUGACCCAGCUUAUCUAUCUAUACCAAUUUAAAACAUAUAAUUAUCUUUUUAACUCAUCUUAGGCCGACAGAAUUAGGCAACACUGAUUUGUGAGUGGAAACAAGUUUCUCAAUGAAGCAUAACAAUAUAAGGUUUAUACAAUAUUUCUAUGUUAUAUAUUGUAUGAAACCACCCAUACUUCAAGAAAACCUCCUACACAAGUCUUCAGGGAACAACAGGGAAUAAUAUAAAAUCUAUUCAUUCAUUUAACCAGUCUUGACUUGUCCUAUUUUAGAUUCCGCAGCCACUUGAGCCAACAGCACCUCCACCUUCUGCUCCUGUGUUAGAUCCUAACCAAGGACCUUAUACUGGACCACUACCUCAUAUUUACCCCAAUCUAUAUGGCCCUGGAGCUCCUUUACAUGAUCCCAGAGUACAUGGUAAGUUCCUGGACAUGUUAGAUCCUUAUAACCAGGGACCAUAUAUACUGGAGGACUACCCCAUAUUCACCCCAGUCUGUAUGGCUUUGGAGCACCUUUACAUGAUCCCAGAGUACAUGGUAAAUUCCUGGCUAUGUUAGAUGCUUAUAACCAGGGACCAUAUAUACUGGAGUACUACCCCGUAUUCAUCCCAGUCUGUAUGGCUUUGGACUGCCUUUACAUGAUCCCAGAGUACAUGGUAAGUUCCUGGCCAUGUUAGAUCCUUAUAACCACGGACCAUAUAUACUGGAGUGCUACCCCAUAUUCACCCCAGUGUGUAUGGCUUUCGAGCGCCUUUACAUGAUCCCAGAGUACAUGGUAAGUUCCUGGCUAUGUUAGAUGCUUAUAACCAGGGACCAUAUAUACUGGAGUACUAUCCCAUAUUCACCCCAGUCUGUAUGGCCUUGGAGCACCUUUAAAGAUCCUAGUGUGCAUGGUAAGGUCUUGACUAAGUUGUAUCCUAACCAGGGAGCCUAUAGUGGACAACUUCCUCAUAUUAGUGCCAAUCUGUAUGGCCCUGGAGUUCCUUUCUAUCAUUCUGGGGUGCAUAGUAAGUUUCACACCAUAAUGUGAGAUUCUAACCAGGAAAAGCAUUUACAUGUUUGUUUGCUUCUCAUGCAGACUUACUGCUUUUUGUUUUCCUUUUUCUGUGAUAGGUAACUUGCAACACAGCCCACCACCUCCCUAUGAAGAGAAAUCAGAAGCUCCUCCCAUCCCAGAGAAAUCAUGACAAAAAGUGAUAAAUACAAUCUACAGAUGCCACAGGCUUAAAAACGCCAUCAACCCAUCAUCUCAUGAUCAAGUCCGAGAGAGAGACUGCUUUUAGUAAAAUUCAGCUCAAGGAUUCUUCAGAUCAUGGCAAUCUGGCAUUUGCUAAAGCAAAAAAAAAAACACCAUGCAGUGACAGUAGUGUGAAAUAUUAGUUUAUCUUUCCAGUUGUACAUAAAUGGCAAAGUAGGUGAAAUUUUAUAGUCAAAUAACACUGUUGUAACUGUCAACAAAUAUUUUCAAAUUUAGAGACAAAAUUAAUGAAGUUUUCUAGUUUCUCUUGAUUUCAAGUGACUCACUCUGCAGCAAAGGUGCUUGUUGAAACCAUGAUGAGGGUGUGAUAUGUGAGAUUUUUUGGUUUAUACGGAUGUCAGGCUGAGUGAAUAUAAUGGUACAGAUUAGAGAAGGCAAGGCCAGAAGACCAAAGCCCAUAACUUUAUCGACGUACUCGUAAUUUCCAACUGCUAAACGAUUUGAUCCAAUAAGCAACCAAAAAAGCAAAGAAUCUUAUCACAGCCUGACCAUUCUCUGGCUUUCUUUAUGAUUGCGUUUUGCUUGUUAUGGGAAUUUUUAAAAACUGGGGACUUAAGCUCUGUCUUAAUUAGCUCUCUGCUGUAUGACACUCAGUGGCAAUUAGGGAACGAACUGUCAAGACAUCUUCAACCAAAUGGUGAAGCAGGCAUUUUUUUUUCAACAGACUUUAUUUUCAUUCUAUACAAAGGC
Molecule: messenger RNA, 6213 nt
Organism: Porites lobata
Lineage: Eukaryota; Metazoa; Cnidaria; Anthozoa; Scleractinia; Poritidae
Source: the annotation of a GenBank genome assembly